Crotalus tigris (Tiger rattlesnake) is the source of this 2323-nucleotide messenger RNA. It is a transcript of the gene CENPL, whose product is annotated as centromere protein L. NCBI's taxonomy places the organism in Eukaryota, Metazoa, Chordata, Lepidosauria, Squamata, Viperidae. The record is from RefSeq and is a predicted model, not a curated record. The transcript is spliced from 5 exons. Bases 134 to 1225 code for a protein of 363 amino acids.
UCCAAAGCAUGCGCACAACAAUCCCCAUUGCCGAACUGGCUAUCGGGAGACAAUUUUUUAAAAAAGAAAAAAAAUCGCGCGCCUCGAUGUUAAGUAUUGCUGACUUUUUUUUUCUCUGAAAGUUUGGGGAGAGAUGUCUUCCCGGCGGUUGUCGACGGCGCGUGAUCGCCGAAGGGAUGCUAGCACUUCUAAUUACAGGAGAAUGAAAACUGUUGGAAGAGCAACUACAGACUAUGGAGCAAGUCUUACAAAUACUGCCUAUCUUUCAAGAGGUAUGCUAUCCCUCAAGAAAAGAAAGUUAUUUGGUCAGACUCCAGCUAAGAUAAUGAUUUCACAAAAUCCUGAUCUACAGGAGGAAGCUGGUUAUCAGAUACGGUUCAUUAUAACUAAACAGUGGACCUUAUAUAGCGUCACUCCUCUGCAUAAAUUCUCUUAUGGACAAUUGCAAGAAUAUUCUAAACAACUAAGUAAUGUUAUUACUGCACAAAAGGAAAAGAGAUUCAUACUGGAAGGUGAAACUGAUCUGCCGUUUCAAGCGAAAUUUUCUUCAUUUUCUGUUUUGAAAACAGAAAAAAAACAAGCAGCAAUUCUUAUUGAGAUUAUGCAGAGACCUCAAAUGGUAGAUGAUGAUGACGAAGAAGAAGAAGAAAAGAAGGUGGUAUGGAUGGGUUGUUUAUGUUACACUUGUACAAGCGAUUUUGUUGAGACUCUCUCAGAGGAUUUUACUUGUUUGCCUUUAUUCCUUGUAAAUGGUGCACAGGGUUUCUCAAAUAUUGUUAAAACAUGGCUUCAGGAAACAUUUGAUUGCUAUUUCAGUCCAUUGCAUAUCACUCCUAUCCAUCUUGCAUGGAUGGCUGCAGUAUGGUCUGGAUGCAGUAUGGACCACUAUACCAAGGCAACAGAACUGACUUUCUCUGUGCCAUGUCUACCUUAUCCUUUGGAUAUUUCCUAUGCUAUCCAUCCUGAAGAUGCAAAAGCUCUCUGGGAUUCAAUACACGGUACCCAUGAAGAAGUUAAGCAGAAAGAAGUGGAAUUAUUCAUGAACUCCCUUUACAAGCACUUUCAUAGGCACUUCAAGAUAUAUUUAUCAUCUACACAGCUAGUGAAAGUUUCUACAUCUGUAGCCUCUAUCCAUUCAUUGGGAAAAAUAAAGAUUCACCAUGCCCAAUAUCUGAUGGGAGUUCUGUCACUGCUCACAGAACUGGCACUUUCAAAGAUACUGUGACAAAUUACUUACUAGAUUAUAUAAAGUUAACUACAGAAAAUUUUUUAGGAUGAAGUUUGUAGAAUUGUUUUUGUCCACUCUUCUCUAGUUGUACUUAAAUAGAAGGUAGGUUAAAUGUUUUGUAUAUAGUAUAAAAAGCUAUAUAGUUCCAUCUUCAUAGUUCUAAUAUGGAUUAUUAAAAGAAAUAUAUAACUCAAAAGUACAGUAUAAUGUUUACAACUGUCUAUAUACUGAACUUUUGCUCAGAAACUCUAACCAACUAGGUGAGAAAACUUCAUAAUUUUUAGAUUUUAAUUUCAGGUGUGUUUUUCAUGGAAAAAAACAUGGAGAUGGGAUUAAAUUGGGGUUAUAAUGGCGUGUUUUAUACAAAACUUGUAUCCAUAAUUGAUUACUUACUUCAGACAUAGCUCCGUGAAUCAUCGGAGCUGGGUCAGGUAGGGUGGGGUGGGCGCAAGAGGAAUGGUCUACGAUGAGCACCAUAUUCAUUUUACUAUCCAGGCAAGAGGUCGGAAGUGCUUCAAAGUAGGGCAGCCUAUUUGCAACAUGAAAAAACUUCCCGACAGUGACAAUUGCUUACCAAUGCAAUACUGUAGAUUGCCUCAAAUGGCAUUUACUUAGGGUGGAAAUUUUUAAGCAGAAUCUGGGCAGUCAUUAGCCAUGGAGUUGAACUAAGUCUCUUAAGUUUUUUCUUUAGGAGGAAAGACAUUGGAAGAAUGUAAGAGGAUAAUUUUCUAUACCUUUUAAGUGAAUCAUUAGGUAAUUAAUGAAAUUUUACAAAGUGGAAAAUGCCUGGUAUGCUUCUUUUAAGCAACAGCUGCCCAGAAACUGAAAUAGACAUUUAAAUAAACAAAUGUAUUGCUGUAGGUAUCUUAAUCAGUCAGAGAAGCAGCUGGGGACAGCAAUUCAUGGAUUAAUUUGGAACAAUAUUAUGUGGAAGGGAUUCAGAAAUUAUAUCAAAAACACACUUUGAAUUCUGAGAUACCUUUACUGCAUUGGAUGGCUCAGAUUUAGUUAAUAACUUUUCUGUGAAAAGUCAGAUAAAUACAGUUUAUGGACAAAUACAAAGAGUGGAAAGAAAUAAAAGGAAUACACUCAAAA